Cynocephalus volans (Philippine flying lemur) is the source of this 1493-nucleotide messenger RNA. It is a transcript of the gene FGL2, whose product is annotated as fibrinogen like 2. Lineage: Eukaryota; Metazoa; Chordata; Mammalia; Dermoptera; Cynocephalidae. The coding region runs from base 16 to 1314 and encodes 432 amino acids. The record is from RefSeq and is a predicted model, not a curated record. The transcript has 2 exons.
AGCACCAGCGCGAAGAUGAAGCCCGCAGCUAACUGGUACUGGCUGGGCUCAGCUCUCUUUGCUGCUUAUGGUUUUUCGGUAGUGGCAAACAAUGAAACAGAGGAAAUUAAAGAUGAAACAGCAAAGGACGCUUGCCCGGUGAGGCUAGAAAGCAGAGGGAAAUGUGAGGAGAGAGGAGAGUGCCCCUACCAGGUGAAUCUGCCCCCGCUGACUAUUCAGCUCCCGAAAGAGUUCGGCAGGAUCGAGGAGAUGUUUAAAGAAGUCCAGAACCUCAAGGAGAUUGUAAGUAGCCUAAAGAAAUCUUGCCAAGACUGCAAACUGCAGGCUGACGACAACCGAGACCCAGGCACGGGAGCCCUGGGGGAGGCUGGUGACAACAGAGUUAGAGAAUUGGAAAGCGAGGUUAACAAGCUGUCCUCUGAUCUAAAGAAUGCAAAAGAGGAGAUCGACGGACUUCACGGUCGCCUGGAGAAGCUGAAACUUGUAAAUAUGAACAACAUAGAAAAUUAUGUUGACAGCAAAGUGGCAAAUCUAACAUUUGUUGUCAAUAGUUUGGAUGGCAAAUGUUCAAAGUGUCCCAGCGAAGAACAAAUACAGUCACGUCCAGUUCAACAUCUAAUAUAUAAAGAUUGUUCUGACUAUUAUGCAAUAGGCAAAAGAAGCAGUGAGACCUACAGAGUCACACCUGAUCCCAAAAAUAGUAGCUUUGAAGUUUACUGUGACAUGGAGACCAUGGGGGGAGGCUGGACAGUGCUGCAGGCACGUCUUGAUGGAAGCACCAACUUCACCAGAACAUGGCAAGACUACAAAGCAGGCUUUGGAAACCUCCGAAGAGAAUUUUGGCUGGGCAAUGAUAAAAUUCAUCUUCUGACCAAGAGUAAGGAAAUGAUUCUGAGGAUAGAUCUGGAAGACUUUAAUGGUAUCAAACUAUAUGCCUUGUAUGAUCAGUUUUACGUGGCUAACGAGCUUCUCAGAUACCGUUUACAUGUUGGUAACUAUAAUGGCACAGCUGGAGAUGCUUUACGUUUCAGUAAAUAUUACAACCACGAUAUGAAGUUUUUCACCACCCCAGAUAGAGACAAUGAUCGAUAUCCCUCUGGGAACUGUGGGCUCUACUACAGUUCGGGCUGGUGGUUUGAUGCAUGUCUCUCUGCAAACUUAAAUGGCAAAUAUUAUCACCAAAAAUACAAAGGUGUCCAUGAUGGGAUUUUCUGGGGCACCUGGCCUGGUAUGAGUGAGGCACAACCUGGUAGCUACAAAUCCUCCUUCAAAGAAGCCAAAAUGAUGAUUAGACCCAAGCACUUUAAGCCAUAAAUUGCUAGUUCUCAUUCCUCCAGGUAUUCAUUAUCUAAUAGCAUCAAUUAAUUCCUUCAUCACUCUGAAACUGAAAUAUGCCUUGUUUUCUAUUCCUUUUACACAUGGCUAAAAAAUUAUCUCUGAAUAGUAGGUUCUUAAUGCCACACAGCAUUUGAAAUAAAGCUGAAAAAUACGCA